GUUCAGAUAGCCAAGGUGGAGGAUGGGAGCAGCAUGGAACUGUCCCAGCUCCUCAAUGAGAUCAGGGCAAACUAUGAAACGCUCCUCAGCCGAAGUCAGAUAGAGACCGUCCUCUCGGCAGGGACCCAGGUAAUGACCAUAUACAGAAAGGCACCUACUCGAAUAAGGAGACAAUCCAGUGUGCACUCAGUUCCUCUCUCAGCCUCUGUGAGCUAGAAAAAGUCACAAGUGAAAGAAUGAACAAAGAUGAAGAAACCUUAAAAGCAGCCAGGGCAGAGCUAAAUGAAGCUAGACGUCAGUGGCAUCAUAUGCAGACUGAAAUAGACUCUCUUCAUGCCAUGGAGAGGGGACUGGAGAAUUCCCUGCGGGCCACAGAACUGCGAUACCAAACGCAGCUCAAGCACUUGGAAGCCGAGACUGAAGGCCUGGAGAAGGAACUCCAAGAAGUGCGGCAGGACAUCGAAAAACAGCUCCAACAACAUGAAUUAUUAUUGGAUUCCAAGAUGAGACUUGAGCAGGAAAUAGCUACAUACCGCAGUCUGCUGGAGAAGGAAGAGAAAAGGCUGCUUUGUUCAAAACACCAAGAAAGAAAGGAUGUCAGAAAACCUACCACCAGCCGAAUAGCAUUUAUUUUACCUUCCUCGAGCAAGCUAAAAAAACAUGAAAUUGAAAAAGUGGAAAUACUAACAAAGCAAGCAGUCUUAAAUGGAGGUGCUGCAAAGGAUAGCACAGAAGCUCAUGGUACAAUACAGACGGAAAAAGUAGAUGAAGUGAUUAAAGAAUGGGAAGGCUCUUUCUUCAAGGAUAACCCUCACUUAAGGAAAAAAUCUGUUUCUCUGCGCUUUGAUCUUCACUUGGCAGCCACAGAUGAAGAUUGUUUACAUAUUAAACAGAAAAGUCUGCCUGAUAUUGAAGUGAGAUUGAUUAUGAGACGGUCUUGCAGCAUCCCAUCGAUCAAAACUUAAAUCAGCAUCAAUUUACUCAAAGAUUAUUCAUGGAAUGGGUUUUAAAAAUAAAUAUUGGUAUGAAUCUAGAAAAAGUA
This is a messenger RNA of Candoia aspera, 1042 nucleotides long. It is a transcript of the gene KRT222, whose product is annotated as keratin 222. The transcript has 6 exons. The record is from RefSeq and is a predicted model, not a curated record. Bases 237 to 965 code for a protein of 242 amino acids. Gene Ontology annotation, molecular function: structural molecule activity. NCBI's taxonomy places the organism in Eukaryota, Metazoa, Chordata, Lepidosauria, Squamata, Candoiidae.